Molecule: messenger RNA, 2317 nt
Organism: Brassica oleracea var. oleracea
Lineage: Eukaryota; Viridiplantae; Streptophyta; Magnoliopsida; Brassicales; Brassicaceae
Exons: 1
Coding region: 1-1113 (370 amino acids)
Cellular component (GO): endoplasmic reticulum
Source: RefSeq, a predicted model, not a curated record
AUGACUUCCACUCCAUCCAUCCUUUUAACCGUCUUACUGGUUUCACUUCUCACUCCUUCCUCCGCCACAAAGCGCCACGUCAUCGACUUCCGAUCACCAGGCCUCUACCCGGAGGGACUAACCUGGGAUCCAUCGGGCCAGCACUUCGUAGUUGGUUCUCUCCACAGCCGCACAAUCCACUCCGUCUCCGACGCCGGCGUCGUACAAACAAUAAUCUCCGAUCCUUAUCUACCGGAAAACGCUACAAUCCUCGGCCUCGCCGUUGACUCCAGUAAGCGCCGUCUCCUCGCCGGAAUCCAUUGCGCGCCGCCUCUCCUUCCUUGCAGUGCCCUAGCGGCCUACGAUCUCCGCAGCGGCGGCCGUCGAAUCUUCCUAUCUCCACUACCGUCUCUCGACAGCGAAGACACCGUCCGGGACAUCGCGAAUGACGUGGCGGUGGAUUACGAGGGAAACGCUUACGUCACCAACUCAGCCAAAAACUUUAUCUGGAAAGUGGACCGUGACGGCGUAGCAUCGGUCUUCUCCACAUCGCCGUUGUUUAGCUCGCAGCCGGUGGCGGCAGACGCGGACGCUAGCUUCCGCGAUUGCGGCUUGAACGGGAUCGUGUACAACAGCAAAGGUUACCUCUUGGUGGUGCAGAGCAACACAGGGAAGAUGUUUAAGGUCGACGAAGAGACCGGGACGGCGAGGCUUGUGUUGCUGAAUAGAGAUUUGGUUGCGGCGGAUGGGAUGGCGAGGAGGCGGAGAGACGGGACGGUUGUGGUGGUGUCGCAGAAGAAGAUUUGGUUUCUUAAGAGCCAGGAUAGCUGGGGUGAAGGAGUGGUUUAUGACGAAGUUGAACUCGACGUGGAGGGGUUCGCCACGGCGGUGACGGUGGCGGGGGAGGAUAGGGUGUAUGUGUUGUAUGGGAGAGUGAUGGAGGGUAUUAUGGGAAGUUAUAAAGAUGGAGAAGCGAGGGAGUGGUUUGAGAUAGAAGAGGUUUUGUCGGAGAAAGAAGGUGGGUAUGAUAAGGUUUGGGUUUAUGUGUUGGUCGGACUUGGUUUCACUUACUUUUGUUUCUGGAGGUUUCAGAUGAAGAAGCUCAUCACCAACAUGGACAAGAAGAUCACUUAAAAAGCUUUUUUUUUUAUUCCUCUCUUUUUAGUUAAUGUUACACUUUCUUUUUUUCUUUUGUAAAAGGAAACAUCAUGUAUUGUUGUCAUUUGGUUAUGUAAUGAAAUGGAAGUAAUUGAUUCUCACAUUGUGUUGCAUCAAAGAGAAAGAUGAGAUAGCUUUUAUUGCAACAAGUUUGCUUCCACCACAUCCACAUGUCCAAAGGCUUCGUCGUUGGAGAGGUGGAGGAAGAAGAAGAAAUAGUUUAGUGUUUAAGCUUUUCUCUAUGUCUCCAGACUUGGCUCGGACUCUCUAUAGCUUUCUCUUAUUCUUUCUCUCUACUCGAGCUUCUGCGUGUUUGUUCUGGAGAUGUAUUUGGAAUCGAGGACUUGAGGCUUCUGGGGUUGCUUAAUGAUUGCUUCAAGUGAAGACUGGCAAAAGAGUCUUUAGAGCUCUUGUGCACAAACUUUGAAAACUGAUGCUUACGGAGACUCCAUACCAAUCUUCUGCCAUUAUACCGUUGAAACAGCAUGACUGCAAGGAGUAAUGAGACUAUAAUCAUUUAUUUGUCAAACAAUCCAGUGUGAAAGUCAAGAACAAGUGUAAGAGAUUCUGGCUUCACAUUCAUACAUGCAGAAAUCAUAGUUGCUUCCCAAAAUUCAUCAGCACAAACGAAAAUAGAGAAAUUCAACGAAACUACAAAGCAAAAAGGUAAAAAUUUACAACAGAUCAUUGAGGACUCAAUUAAAAUUAGUGAAUCUCACUAGUUGGAACCAUAUAACACAUGAUUUUCUGGGAUUCAUUGUCGUCCCCUGAACAAGUGACUCCUAAUAAUUGAACCUCAACUAAACUACCUCGGAUCAUUAACUCAACCUCAACUAAACUACACAUGAUUUUCUGAUACACAUCUUUUUUUUUUUUUGAUCAAACAACAACUUUAUAAAUCAUUAGUCUCCAUAGCUGGAGAAAUUCUUUACAUCAUACAAUAACAAAGCCAAACCGGCUAAAACAUCUGCGGCUACCAUAGCAAAACAGAGCAAUAUGAUAUAACACCAUAGGAUAGGAGCAACAAUAACACAUAAACAGCACCUAAUGUCGCCGAGCAGUCCUCGAAACUCCACGCCAAUCGUGCUAAGAACUGUACUGAGGCUUUGGGAAUUAGAGAGCACAAGUACUGGUCUAACACCCGUGAUUGAAACCGUAACAGAAGCAGAUUUAACAAUCA